AUGUCUGAACGAUUUUUCACCUUACUUUGUUCAUGUUUAGAACGAGAAACUAUUGACUUCUUAUUCAAAUGUGGUAUAACAUUUUUACCUUAUACUACAAUAAAUCGUAAAACUUUACUUGAUUAUCCAAAGUACAUUAGAUAUUUGGAUUUCGUGAAAUUGCGCCAGAUAAUUAACCAGUUGAUUGCAGGUGAUACAGCAAGGAAUUUAUUGGAACUUGAAAUUUCAAAGAUGUUGUUCUCUCGAUGUACUUCAAUUCUCGGACUUAUGCUUAUAGAUGAUUUACAUCCAAUACAUCAUUUUCCAAGAGCGAAUCAAGCACUUUCACAACUUAAUGAGUUUCAAUCAAAAUCAGAAAUGAAUUCGUUAUUCUUUUAUGGUUUAUCUCAAAUCUGCCGAAAUAUUCAGAAAUUGGAUGUUUUUUACACAAGGGAGAAUUCUGGACUUGUAACUUUGAUCGAAUUACAACAUGAGUUAAAAUAUUUUACGUUUUCAACUGAUAUUUAUCUUGAUACUCCUUCUUCAUAUUAUGAUUCUCCAUGCGAAAGUAUCGGAAAUGCUUUGAUCCUUCAUAAAAAUUCUCUUAUAUUGUUAGAGAUUUCCGGUAACGGGUGUAUUUCACUUGAAAUUAUUAAAGAAUUAACUAAUUUACGGAGAUUGAUACUCGGAAUUUCAUCUGAAGAGUUUGAAGAUUUCGCUCAUUUAGAAAAUUUAAAGUUGCCAUUUCUCGAGUCUCUUGAAGUUCAUUAUAUAAUUCCUUCGUUGAAGAAGCUAUCAAAGUUAAUCGAGUCUACAAAUGGAAAUCUUCAGAUAAUUUUCUUGGGGGCUGACCUUUUAGCUGAUCUCGGAGAUAUUGAAUUAUAUAAUAAAACAAUCGCGAAAUAUUGUUCAAAACUUAAAUUUGUUACAAUAUAUUUGAUAGAUCCUAGUCUUUAUGGGUUAGAAGGAAUAUUUGAAUCUUGUCGGAACUUGGAGGUUAUAAAUUUUAUUGGUUGGAAUGAUAACAUUGAUGGGGCUAAACUUUUAAAUAUUAUCAGGAAGUUUGGUUCAUUAAACCUAUCACAUCUUAUAUUCGAUGGUAAAAGUUGUUUGACACCUGAUGCUUUGGAAUUAUUUUUAGAAACUUGGAAAACGAGAAACCAAUUAUCUUUAUCAUUUUAUGGUUUAAGAAGUCUUCCUCUCAGUUUGGAAUUAAUUGGAGAAACAUUUCUUGAUAAAGGUAUUCUCAAAAAUUUCAACGUAUAUGAACAUGAUGUUAAUGAAUUAGUUUAUAAUCAUUAUAUCACUAUUAAAAGAAGGUAA
Messenger RNA from Funneliformis caledonium, 1302 nucleotides. The record is from the annotation of a GenBank genome assembly. Lineage: Eukaryota; Fungi; Glomeromycota; Glomeromycetes; Glomerales; Glomeraceae.